This is a messenger RNA of Amphibalanus amphitrite, 1749 nucleotides long. Its product is annotated as nuclear pore complex protein Nup88-like. Gene Ontology annotation, molecular function: structural constituent of nuclear pore. The annotation marks the transcript as partial. The transcript has 11 exons. Gene Ontology annotation, biological process: ribosomal large subunit export from nucleus; ribosomal small subunit export from nucleus; protein import into nucleus. The record is from RefSeq and is a predicted model, not a curated record. Lineage: Eukaryota; Metazoa; Arthropoda; Thecostraca; Balanomorpha; Balanidae. Gene Ontology annotation, cellular component: nuclear pore.
CUCUCACCAGGUGGCGGAGCGGUUCUUCCUGUGCACCAAGCACGUGCAGGUGACCAAGGUUCGCUGGCACCCCGAGUCAGCCGGCGACUGUCACCUGGUGGUGCUCUGCUCAGACAACUACCUCAGGGUGUACGACGUGUCUUCGGACCUGCAGACUCCCAGUCAGGCGCUGCCUCUGGGCGCCACACACUCGGCCUCUCUUGGAGGACGGCCCGGCUCGUCCUUCGUUCGCUCGCUGGGAGAGGUGGCGGUGUCGUUUGCCUUUGGAAACCGUCCACCGCCGCCACCGCCGCCGGCUGAUGGGCAGGAUCAGCAGAAAGAGGAUUUGCGGGAGCCACUUCCAGUGUACAUACUGCGAGGCAACGGAGACAUAUACAUCACCUGCAUCAACUUGGCAGCUUCCAGGGAGCGUUUCCAGGUGCUGGGUCCGGUGGCGAUGCACCCGGCGGCAGAGGACAACUACGGUACGGACGCCUGUGACCUACUCUGUGUCGGAGGCGGGUCGCCGGCCGUGCUCGUCGUGGCCACGCCAACCCGCCUCUACCACUGCGUCGUACUCGACAGACCCGCCGACGAGGCCGACGAUGGCGUGGCCUCUGAAGCCUCCUGGUCGCGGUACAGCUCGUGUUUGUCGCUCGAGCCGGCCGCCAUAUCGCUGUACGUCUACGAGAGCGUCGAGCCCGACAUGGUGCUGGCGCCGGCUGACGAUGACGACGCGAUGACGUCACCGAUCCGUCUGCACCGCGACCCGGCCUCCGACUGCAGGUAUUUCUGCAGCCACGCGGCCGGAGUCCAUGCUGUCGCCAUGCCGCUGAUCGCUGCCUUGGAGAGGUUUGCCUCGCAGCCCGAGACCAGUGACGAGCCACUGGGCGAGCACCCGUGUAUCGUGGAGCACCUGGUGUCCACCCGACCCGUGAGCUCCGCCCCGGCCUGCCCCGUGAUCGGCCUGUCGGUCAUACCCCACCCGCUGCUGAUGGUGGUUCUACUGGCCACUCACGAGGUGCUGCUGCUGCCGCUGGUGGCCAAGUUCAGGCCGCCGGCGCCGACCCUGGCUGAGGAGGAUGAGAGCGCCGGCUCCGUGGGACCGGCCCAGGAGAGCGAGUCUUUCUCGGCUCACAUCCGCCGCCUCCUGGAGCGCGGAGACAGCGUGCCGGUCCUGCGCGCCGCCGCCGAGCCGGCCUCCAGCGCCGAGCGACUGGAGCUGGCCUCUCGCGCCGCGCACCGGCUGCGCACAGAGUACAUACAGCGCCAGCAGCUGGCGCGCGCAGCUCUCCAGCAGCAGACGGACGCGCUGCGCCGGCUGCAGCAGCAGCAGCUGUCCGAGGCGCAUCAGCUGGAGCAGCAGCAGCAGCGGCUGCACAGCCGGGCGCUGGAGAUCGUGGACCGGUGGCGGCAGCUGGAGGAGAGCCACAGGACUCUGCUGGACCGUGCGGAGACGGUGUUCCGCCGGUGCCAGCAGGGUGUUCCCGUACUCUCGGACGCCGAGAGGGCCGUCUCGCGCGAGCUGAAAGAGCUCGGCGACAUGUCGGAGCUACAGGCGCGGCUGGACGCCCUCCAGGCCAAGUUCGACUAUCAGAAGAGACAGGUGUCCCUCCAGCAGGUCAACGAGCAGCGGCAGGACCAGCAGCUGGCGGCGCUGUCUUCCGCUCAGCGUACUCUGCUCAAAACCGAGCUGGCCGCUCAGGGUGAUCAGAUCGCCGCACUGGUCCAGACCGUGCUGGCCGCCCGAAAAACGCUCGGGGUUUGAUC